ACUGGUGUUUUCGUUUCUGGGUACUCUGCAUCGUUCGUGUCCAAGGAAGAGAUUCCAGCUGACCAGUAUGCUUUGUGUUUAAGAGGUUUAGAUGGAAUUUUUACCUUUUACGACUCAAUAAAGGCUAGAGAGGAUCGUUCAGUCAUCUAUAAACGAACUCUCGUCACCCAAAAGCUGGAGCCAAAGCUUCAAAAGAAACAAUAGAGAUGUGGCGAGAAGACUUUCUCGGAUUCCCUAGCCUAAUCAUGGCUGCACAAGACCAAGACCCUUGGAGCUUAGUUAAAGAUGUAUUGCCACUGCUCUCAUAUUCUGCCCCCUUUGCAAUAUAUCAUCAGUAUAUCAGAAGAUCAAAUCCCUUACUAACUGCUCUCUAACCGAUUGUUUAAAGGGUUAUGAAGAACCAAAUUUCUGUUUCACAUUGUUGGUGUUUACUUGAGCUGAAGAAUCAAGUUAUUGUUUCACAUUGUUGACGUUUGAUGGGUUGCUGUUAAAUUGGUAAUUAUAUAAUGGUUACUUGUUUUGAUUCUUGUUUCCUGCAUCUUUCAGUUCUAAUAAGCAGAACAGUUAUGGCUUUUCAUUUCCACCAACAUCAUCAGCAGCAGCACCACUGACCUCAUCAUCAUUAUCAACACCAAACCCUGUCCUCCUAAACCUUCUACGUCUCCGAGCCUAACAACGAGUAUAUCCAGAGUUGUGACAUCGUCGCAUUCAAUAAGACCUAGAGACUUUAAACCCUCUCCUUACCAAAACAUAUUUGAUUUCCAGGUUUUGUUUUCGUUUGUAUGGUUUGCUGAAGAUGUUUCUUUUCUAGUUGCAAGACCUUUUUCAUAUUACAAUAACACUAAAUUAUAAAAGCCUUUUUAUUCCUA
This is a messenger RNA of Camelina sativa (false flax), 869 nucleotides long. The record is from RefSeq and is a predicted model, not a curated record. Lineage: Eukaryota; Viridiplantae; Streptophyta; Magnoliopsida; Brassicales; Brassicaceae.